GAUAAGUCGUUGCUUUGGCUGCUCCCGGGGUCGAGUUCUUGAAAGUUGAGAACGCUUCAUGCUCCACCGUGACUAGUGCUGUUGUUUUCGGCUAUGGAGAAAGCAUCACACUUGUCCGUGAUAGUAGACCUAUCGCCAACGCAAUGGCACCUCUCUGCACAAGCAUCAAACCAGUAUCCACUCUCCAUCGAGACGUUCCUCUCGCAGCUCCUCGCAUUUCUGAACGCGCAUAUCGCGUCUAAGCAUGAGAACUCACUUGUAGUGUUUGGCGCACUUCCCGGGAAGAGUGUGAUGCUUUAUUCAUCGACGGAGCUGCUCACGGAUGACGUGCCCUCUUUGGAUGCUAAUUCGUAUCUGCCUUUCAAGCUUGUGGACUCAGUAGUCGUACAGAGGAUCAUGAAUGAGUUCGAUGCUAUUGGAAAGCUUGAGGAGGAACCUCCAUGUGCAUUGGUAGGCGCUGUGACGAAGGCCCUAUGCUACAUCAACCGUAUCACCCAUCCCUCAUCUUCGGCGGCCGGUGUCGCAGAGGACCCGUCGAUCGCCCACGACCCUCGCAUUUUAAUCCUAUCAGUCUCCCCUGACUUGUCUUCUUCAUACAUCCCGAUUAUGAACGCUAUAUUCUCCGCUCAAAAACUGAAGGUGACAAUAGACGUGUGCAAGGUUUAUGGGCCCGACACAGUAUUCUUGCAGCAAGCAGCCCACCUGACGAAUGGGUCGUACAUCUACCUCGAACGCAGAGACGCAUUUCUGCAAUACCUGAUUAUGUCCUUCCUGUCACCACCAUCCAUCCGCAAGAUUCUGGCUGUACCAAAGCAAGACAAGAUUGACUUCCGCGCUGCAUGCUUCUGCCACAAGAACAUUGUAGACGUCGGUUUUGUCUGUUCCGUCUGUUUAUCUAUUUUCUGUCAACCACUCCCAGUGUGCUCUACGUGCCGAACAAAGUUUCCCAUCAAUACACUCAAGCGACUCAAUGCUGCUCGCCCUACCAUCACUCCUGUAAAUUCACGCACGGGGCUUCCGCUGGCCAACUUGAAUAAUUCAGCAACGCCUCGUCCAAGUCCUACCCCACCGAAUGGGAUGUCUAGUCUCCGAUGACGAUGGGGUGUAACCGGUAACCCUCGGAUCAUGGCGCACCGCGUGAAGUGUUAUCUACAUAGAUGAAGACAGUGUCCAUUGACACAAUUACUACCCCCCGCAUGAAGGCUGCAUGAGGUUACCGGUGAAUGGGCAGUGCAGUUAUGUACACCGACAGCUUGUCUGCAUCUACGGUGGAGCCAGUCGACGCUGGCCGACGCAAAAUGGACACCUGCAUGUUAUCAUAAUCAGUAACCCAAACAUUUUUGUAUUAGCUUUGCGAGUACCUUUGGUGAGGGUUGGGUGGUGCUUGCGUACGCGACCGCCAUACUUUCUGUAGUGAACGCGCACCAUAACCUUGCUGUGCAAUAAAUAUGUCCCUAAUGAAUAAAUAAGAUGGUAUGGAGAUGACUUACGCACUGCUUCAACUUCAUCGUCGC
Suillus clintonianus is the source of this 1514-nucleotide messenger RNA. RefSeq names its product transcription factor Tfb4. The coding region runs from base 94 to 1095 and encodes 333 amino acids. The transcript has 8 exons. Gene Ontology annotation, cellular component: transcription factor TFIIH holo complex; transcription factor TFIIH core complex. Gene Ontology annotation, biological process: regulation of DNA-templated transcription; nucleotide-excision repair. The record is from RefSeq and is a predicted model, not a curated record. NCBI's taxonomy places the organism in Eukaryota, Fungi, Basidiomycota, Agaricomycetes, Boletales, Suillaceae.